Molecule: messenger RNA, 1853 nt
Organism: Drosophila ficusphila
Lineage: Eukaryota; Metazoa; Arthropoda; Insecta; Diptera; Drosophilidae
Gene: mael
Product: protein maelstrom
Exons: 4
Coding region: 337-1665 (442 amino acids)
Biological process (GO): male meiotic nuclear division; regulation of miRNA-mediated gene silencing; piRNA processing
Cellular component (GO): P granule; nucleus
Molecular function (GO): sequence-specific DNA binding
Source: RefSeq, a predicted model, not a curated record
AGGUCAUUGUACUCGAUUUGGUAUCGUCUCUUUCUCGCAGACAUUUUUUACAGUAAGCGAAAAUUUGAAGCGUCAGCAUAUUGGUAACUUGGUUGCAAAGCUCCCUGCGAUAGUUCUAUCAAAUCAUUUGAAGUGAAAACCAGUUUUGAGCGCGAUAAGAAAAACAUUCCCUGUCAGCCAUUUCUAUUUUGGCCAUAAACUCGAAAUUCGGCCCGUUCAUUGGUUCCUGACUACCUGUCUCUAUCUCGCUCUCACGUGCACACGUGCUCACCGUUUGCUGUAUUAACCCCGUCGACAGCCCGCCCCUUUAACUUACUACACCGCGCUGAGAUAAGGAUGGCCCCCAAGAAGCAUAGUGGGUUCAUGAUGUUUGUGAACGAGUGGCGAAACCAAUCUGCCGAGGGUCGCCGAAUGACGAUAGCACAGGCUGUCUCACACUGCGGCUCCAUUUGGGAGAAAAUGACACUCCAGCAGCGGGGACCAUACAACUCCGGCGCCAAAGACGCCGACGUGCUGGAACGUGCCAAGCGGGAUAGGCUCAACUGCUAUGGCCAGGGAUUGGCCCAAGUGGAUCAGGCCCAAAAGGAGGCCGCUGAAAGCUUGGUACACAUGAAACGCACUACUGAGCGCAUCGUAAUGGACGCUAAGAAGUCACAUGACCUGGAGAACACUAAGUUUAUCUUCGCCGCAUUCAAUUAUUUCACCAAGGCUUUAAGCUCCGACGUAUAUGUGCCCGCCGAAUUCGCUGCCUGCGUCUACUCGCUAAAAGAAGGAAUCAGCUCGAUUUACAGCUCGCUCAUAGACCCCGGCCAGAUCAUCUUCGGCCAGGGCAGCGAUGCCCAGCACCACUCGUCAACCACUCACAACUUGCCCUUGCCGCCGAAUGCGCUGGGGGAGAAGAACUUGGCCGAGCUGUACAGAAACAUUGUCGAUUACUUGACCAAGUACCAGGAUGACAAGCAGCUCAUCGUCUUUACACCCUCAGAAAAUAUAGCCAUGGUCAAAUCUUGCUUUCGGUACUUGGCCUGUGAGGAUGAGGAAGGCUCGAGAGAUGGAGUACAGAAGAUUCAGGUGUUCGACAUCCAGUACCUAUUAUUCGUAUUAAAGAAGGAAGUCUUGGAUAUCGCUGGUUUGCCUGAUGAUAAUAUCAACAAAUUUGUGACUGAUGCCUUUUUUAAAAGAGAUUUCUUUGAAUUUACGCCUGAAAUCUCAUGUCAGUACCACGAGGAGAACGACCGCACUAAGUACUGCACCCAGAGUAUGGUGACUAGAUGGGCGUACACCUUCAGCGAUUUUAUGUGCGGCGACCUGGCCAUUACCGUCCAACCAGGAAAGCACAUUCCUCCCAAAACAAAACAAAACUACCGAAUCGUUCAAUCGGAUGGCUCUUCAAUCGCCCAGGAGUCAUCAUUUGACUCGUUUUACUCAGUCCCAGGAUCACGGGUCAAGAAAGAGGACAUAUCACGGGACACCUCGCCCACUACCAGCCGGCACUCGGCCUCAUCAAGCUCCUACAUUCCUACCGACCACACCUCCUUUACCGCCGAUUUGAACGAAGCAGCUGAAUUUCCCAGCCUUGGUCAGCGUAAUCGGAGCCGCAAACCAGCAGCAAGUGGGAACUCACGACCUCUCCAGAAAUUAACUGACAACGACUUCAGGCUCUAAAACCUAUUUCAAUGUUUUGAAAAUGAUUAUGAUUUAAAUACAUAUAUGCUUAGUUAAACAAGCCUUUAAUAAUAAGUCCUGUGGGUCACAUUUGGUAAAAGUGUUUAUUAUGACAAAUGUUUUGAUCUUUCAGUAAAACUUCGUGUUUGAUUUGAUUAAUAUUAAAUAUUUGAAAAAAAAAUUCAUUU